UGCGCCCACGUGACCUCCCUGUUUUCACCUAGUUUAAACGCAUGUACUUAAAAGACGGGGCACCACCAUUCACCAACACAAUAAUAUUGAUGUCCACGAGGUGAGGUCGCCGUCACGGGACGGGGGGGGGACUCGGACCGUCGGGACCGUCGGGAGUGGGACCAUGGCGGCUGCCACGAGCAGCAGCACAUCCACGGCCACGCUGCAGAUCCAGCAGACGCGGAAACGCAUAGACCCGAGGAGGAGGCAAGCGGCACUGUCCUUCCUCAGCAACAUCUCUCUGGACGGACGACCCGUGCAGGACGAUGAGGAUACGGAGCAGGAGGAAAGGACUAGUACUAGACGGAGCCUGCUGGUGUCUCCGGAGCGCUCCGGAGUGGUCGCCGCCGCUGCAGCGGCACCGCAUGCGGCGGCGGCCGCCGCAUGCGGUGCCGCUGCAGCGGCGGCGACCGCCGCGUCCGCGGCAGGGGCGACCACCGCCGCCCAGGCGCUCGCCCUGGCCACCCAGACCCUCCGGGCCAGCUCGGACCCCGAGGGCGACGCUUUCCUGCCCUCGGCGGUCAGCUCGCCUUUCUCCGCGGUGCCAGCCUCGACCAGGGGGAGGCUGCAGACGUACACUCAGGGAAUCCUUCCUGCGCCCUACAGACACUUCCCCCCCAACUACUGCCUGGAGGCCGGGCAGGCGGAGCAGCAGAGGUCAAGACGGAGACUCAUCUCUCAGCGCUCUUCGCUUGAAACCCUAGAAGACAUUGAAGAAAACGCUCCUCUACGCAGAUGCCGAACCCUAUCGGGUUCCCCCCGACCAAAGAGCUUCAAGAAGGUCCACUUCAUAAAGAACAUGAGGCAACACGAUAUGCGCAAUGGCAGGAUAGUCCUUGUCAGUGGCAGAAGAUCCUUCUAUAGUGUAUUUUCUGUCCUGCCAUAUCGAGAUUGUAGCCAAGCGGGAGAUGCAAAGGUGGAGGGACGCCAGCGCCACCCAUCCGGAGGUGUGAGUGCCAAGGAGAUGGUGAUUGGGCUGGAGGGCGUGGAGUUGGGAGCAGAUGGGAAGACUGUGUCCUACACCCAGUUCCUGUACCCCACUAACGUGUUGGGCGGUCGAAGAAAUACAAUCGACUCCACGUCGUCGUUCUCUCAGUCUCGCAACGCGAGCCACCGCAGCCUGAGUCUGGGCAGAGCCAACAGCAACCAGAGCAGCUUGGACACAGGGAACGACUUGGGAGAUUUUCGAGAGUAUGACCCCAAUCUGCUGGACGACCCACAAUGGCCUUGUGGGAAACACAAGAGAGUCCUCAUAUUCCCGUCUUACAUGACUACGGUCAUCGAAUACGUCAAACCCUUUGACCUCAAGAAGGACAUGAACGAAACCUUCAAGGAGAAGUUCCCCCACAUCAGGCUCACUCUCAGCAAGAUACGGAGCUUGAAAAGGGAGAUAAAAAAGCUGGCCCAGGAUGAAUGUGGGUUUGAGGAGCCGACGGUGGCCAUGGCUUUCGUCUACUUUGAAAAACUGGUUCUUCAAGGCAAACUAAACAAGCAGAACCGUAAACUCUGCGCUGGAGCUUGUGUCCUUCUGGCGGCCAAGAUCGGCGGCGAUCUCAAAAAGCAUGAAGUCAAACUUCUUAUAGACAAACUGGAGGAGAGGUUCAGAGUGAACCGCAGAGAGCUGAUCGCCUUCGAGUUCCCCGUCUUGGUCGCCCUGGAGUUCAACCUGCACCUGCCGGAGAAUGAGAUCAUGCCCCACUACAGACGCCUGCUGCAGACCUCUUAGCAUUAAGCCAUCAGGAGGACGGCCGCUGGGCUCCUCCUGAUCCUCCAUCACUCUCUCCCACCACCACAGACAAGCUCCUCCCUCCUCUUUCACAACUGGAAUCAGCCAAAGGGACAUACUUUUUUUUUGUUUUAAACAAACGUUAUAUGACUUUGAAAGUCAUCAACAACACACAGACUUCUAAAAAAACUAAAACAGACGGGGGUUCAAGCGUCUAGAAAAUAAUUAGUUUUCUAGUUUGCAUGUCUCAUGUCCUUAUCUUCAUGACUUUGUGUAUUUUCUCUUGUUGAUUAAGAGAGCUUUUUUCAUUUGAAUCUGGUGACCCGCCCCCCCCAUUCUUACAUCUUUUUAUGAAUAUAAACCUCUCGUAAACUUUGGUAUGAUUGGAUACCUCUUGAGCUGCGUAACAUUUAAACGAGCCUUUUUAGGCGUCUGGUUUUGGCUGGACUGUUAUUCCUCAGAAUGACUCAUCUUUUUCUCAAGUCAUCGUCUUAAAAGUGCACUUUUCUUUUUUGCAUAUUGCAAGACACAGGGGGAUGGAACAUUUUGGGAAGUAAGUCUGGAUUUAAAAAAAACCAACAAUAAUAAUAAGCUGUGUUCAUAAACACCACACAAGUCAUUUGAAUGGACCAUUGGUUUGUUUUUCCUCUACAUUUUUCUAAUCACAUCAAAUAUCUGCAUGGAGAGUUAUGAAUGUUUGUACACAGGUACCUGCAGAAAAGACUUGACCUCCUGUUUUUCACUCAAGUAUUCCACUCUUUUUCUACCAGUCAAAUUUUCACUACGGACUCCCCCGAGACUGCUUUUAUCACUGUUGAAUUUCCAGUGCUCUAUGUUAGAGUGUAUUACUAGCACAUUUAUGGUGCUCUAGUGGGGGAGCUGUUCAUGAGUGCAAAGAUGCCAUUAACCAGCGGUCAGGGCGUGCAGGUGGGGACUCCGGUGGCCAGAGUGGAGCACCUUUGGCCCCAGGGACGAGGGUUAGGACCUUGUGCCUGUACAUCUUUUCAUCUGCUGAAGUGUCCUUGAGCAAGACACUGAGCCCAGAGGGACGCUUGUGCUGACACUGACUGGUAUCAGUGAUGGAUCAGUCGUUUGCUUAUUACUUGAAUCUGCAAUAUCUUUAAAGAAAAAAACAAAAAAAAAACAUUGGAAAUCAAAGACUUUAUCAAUGUAAAAUUUGGUAUUUUCUACUUUUUCUAGCGUUUAAAUUGUGUCACACUACCAGAAUCAACAUACAGCUGGUCCACUGUUUGAUGCUGCUCCGACUAUUAAUGGUAUUUCAGUUGAAAUGAUCACAAGACUAAUCAUCACCAGAAAAGCAUGAUUGUAUUGAUUUUAAGAUUUAAAAAAAAUAAUAAAAAUACUGAGCUUCUUUCUGUUUGCAAGCCCAAAGAUUUUGCUGUAAAAUGCACUCGUGUGUUCGAUGAGGAAAGACUCAUGGGUAACACUUACCUGUGGAUAAUUGUAAAUAAACUGCUUUGCU
This is a messenger RNA of Cololabis saira (Pacific saury), 3248 nucleotides long. RefSeq names its product Cdk5 and Abl enzyme substrate 1 (gene cables1). NCBI's taxonomy places the organism in Eukaryota, Metazoa, Chordata, Actinopteri, Beloniformes, Belonidae. Gene Ontology annotation, biological process: regulation of cell cycle; nervous system development. The transcript is spliced from 10 exons. Bases 164 to 1765 code for a protein of 533 amino acids. The record is from RefSeq and is a predicted model, not a curated record. Gene Ontology annotation, cellular component: cytosol.